Linum trigynum is the source of this 3482-nucleotide messenger RNA. The record is from the annotation of a GenBank genome assembly. Lineage: Eukaryota; Viridiplantae; Streptophyta; Magnoliopsida; Malpighiales; Linaceae.
CACUUCCACAAACUUACAAAAGUUCUAUUCACUAACUUGCUGUACAUAUCCAUAAACAAUCACCUCCUACAACUUCCCACCUCCCCCAAAAUACCUCUCUUCCCCAACAAAGCCUCUCUCUUUAAACAAAGGAGAAAACAAGAGAUCAAACACUCUCACACACAAGAACAAGACAUGAUGAGUGGGUAUUCCAAGAUGAGCAAAUCCAUUGGAGACUCCAACCUCAAAUCACCAGAUUUCAAUCCAAUGGAUCCCAAUAACUCCCCACCAUCCCCACAGCAACCCACCACAAAUCCAUCCAUCAUCCCCAGCUCCAACAAAUCCCCAUUGCAAGAGGAGGAACUAGCAGAGGAAAGACAGCAAUCAGAGCUGCAGAAUCUGCAGCAGCCACAGCUGAGGAGGAUCUCAUCAGUUUCGGCCGCAGCGAGUCGGGUGAAGAAGAGAGCUCUGUCUUUCUCCACUAUGAGGAGAUCUUCCUCUGUCUCUGACAGGUACUGCAGGAUCCAUGAUCAAUCUGAGUUCUUGGCAGAUGAUGAUGAUCAUCACCAUGAUCACAUUGAUGUUGAUGGUGAUGGAUAUGGGAAAGUGGGUUCAAUGGCGGAAAAUGCAGCAGCUUAUCGUGGGUCUUCGAGAUCUGAUCACAAGAAGAAGCUUAUCAGCAGAAGCAGGAUCAUCAGAGCUUGUAAGAAAAUUUUGGGACUCUAAAAUCAUUACAAAAAAAAAAAAAAAAAGUUUCCAUCUUUUCCGUUUUCUUUCUAUUUUUUAUUUCAAUUACUUGAUCUUACUUGUGGGCUGGUUCUGGUGAUUUUUGGAGUUGAAUUUUACAUAAGUUUUGGUGAUGAUGUACUAUAGAGUAUAUUUAAGUCUUUACCAGAGAAUAAAAUUGUGGAUCUACUUUCGUUUUGGUCCUCUUUGACUUGGUGGUCACUAAAAACAGAGUUCCCAGUUUGUCUAACUGACAUUGGAAAGACAAUCGGACAGUCGGUCAAUGAUAUUCCCCACGUGAAUGUACAUAGAAAAAUGAUAUGCCAAAAUUCGAAUCAAACUCAUGAUGGGAUCAUGAUUCAAGCAGCGCACCUUUGAGGACGACAAUGGUUGGACGGUCAACUGGAGUUUUUAUUUUUAGUGACCAUAUUUCCUCUUAAUUGUCAAAAUGUAUCGAAUUUGUCGUGAAAUUGAUGUGCGUAAAAGUUCCAAUCUGUUGCUCAAAACUUGCUGUCGAACACUCUAAUUUUCGAUAAUGAUUGAUGGUCUGUGACCAUCUAAUUAAUUUUGUCGUGAUACUUUACGAAAGUAGUUGUUAUCGUCUUUGGCAAUACUUGUGGUUAGCGCAACUCGAUAAUUUGAUUCUACGAUGUAGUUAGAGUCAUCUUCAACGACUUGUGGUUGACAAUCCAAUCCAAUCACCGAAUUCCAUCGUGCACGUUGAUAACUGGUAGUUCAACGUUAGUGUUGACACUUGUAAUUCGCAAUCUAACUAUGUGAUUUUAAAACGAUAGUACAAGAAGGCGGUAUCAAGCUACAUUGUUGAAGGACGAUGCUACGAUAAGAUCAUAUGAUUAAGUACCCCUUUGUUAAAUAGAACUAUUGACGUCGUUGGUUUCCAUUACUUCCUUUAUGGAAUAUAGUCGUUUUCCAUUAAGUUACUUUAUCUUGAACGCAUGUACGUUGUUAUUAGGCACAUUAAGUAAUAAGGAUAACAUAUAAAUUAUGAUAACAUAUUAUUUCAACUUUGAUUGCACAAAAAGGAGAAGGCAUUAGUCAAGAUAGAAAAAUCUGUCUGAUUAUAAAUACUAAGCUCUCACACACUUUCCCCCCAACAAGAAGAGCAACCAAAAAAAGUAAGAUAUAUUUUGCGAGGUGAUGUUGGAUUUGAAAAUCAUGGUGAUGUUCUCAUCACGAGAGAACUUUGAUGUCGAUCUUAUAUGACAAGAGCACAAAAGACUUGGUUAACAGGAUGAAUAUAUAUGAGGUUUGUUUACAAGUACGACAAACUAUGUAACAAAAUUGAAAAUGGUUUUAUUUUAAAAGAAAUCACUCCAGAUGAAGUAUAUGAAAGAAAAGCGAAUCGAAAUAAAAUUUGAGCUGGAUCGAAUAAAACCAAAUGAUUCGAUCCUAAUUUUUCUUUAUUUUUAGUUCGAUCUUAUCUUGAUUCGAUACCAAAUCAAGUCGUCAAAUCGAAAGCCCACCUCACUCUCAUUGAUGGUGAUACAAUAUUUCCUUCGUAGACUUUGAAUAUCUAUAUCCAAAGAAAGAGUUGCCAAGGAGGUCUUAAAAGCAUUUAUCCCGGUCCAUUCAUGUGAUUGUGGUAUAGAGUAAGAAGGGCAAGGCUAGCAUAUGCUACAUUGCCCAUCCCAUCAUUUGUCCACUUAUCUAUCUAAGAUGCAAACUAGGUGGGGGACAUCGAUCUAUAAAUAUUCCACAUGGUAAGACUGAAGCUAGCUAGUCCUUUUCGAGGAUUGAUAUAAUAUAUAAGGCAUCUUUCGGAUGAUACAAAUCGAAACAAUUAUAUGUCCAACUCGGUUCUAUAUGACAUGACCGAUCAAUAUAAAUACUCCUUACGACUUUAGCUAGGAGGAGAAGAAAGUUUGUUUUGAUGGCAUUUCGGAUAAAUCGCCCGAAAUCUGUGAUGGUACCCCUUUGGAAUCUGCCAAAAAUUGACCCGGAAUAAAUCCGCCCAAAUCGGUGCUUAGUGGACUCAAUCAUCAUUGGAGAAUAGCCUCAGGGCGAAUCCGUGAUCUGUAGCCCUCAAUAUCCAAAGAAAUUGGCCUUUCGUCGCUCAAGAAAUUAUGAAAAUGCCAUCCGAAAAUAAAUUGGCCCAAAUCGAUGCUUAACGGACUUAUCAUCCGUGGAGAAUAGGAUCAAUAGACUUCAUUAUCGGUGGAGAAUAGCCUCAGCUUGAUUCCGUGAUCUGUAGCCUCCAAAAUCGAAAGAAAAUGGCAUUUCGGAUAAAUCGCCAGAAAUCUGUGAUGGUACCCCUUUGGAAUCUGCCAAAAAUUGACCCAGAAUAAAUCCGCCCAAAUCGGUGCUUAAUGGACUCAAUCGUCGUGUGAGAAUAGCCUCUGGCCGAAUCCGUGAUCUGUAGCCUUCAAUAUCCAAAAGAAAAUGGCCUUUCGUCGCCCAAAAAAUUACGAAAAUACCAUCCGAAAAUAAAUUGGCCCAAAUCGAUGCUUAACGAACUUAUCAUCCGUGGAGAAUAGGAUCAAUAGACAUCAUUAUCAGUGUAGAAUAGCCUCGGCCUGAUUCCGUGAUCUGUAGCCUCCAGAAUCGAAAGAAAAUGGCAUUUCGGAUAAAUCGCUCGAAAUCUGUGAUGGUACCUCUUUGGAAUCUGCCAAAAAUUGACCCGGAAUAAAUCCGCCCAAAUCGGUGCUUAAUGGACUCAAUCAUCGUUGGAGAAUAGCCUCAGGCGGAAUCCAUGAACUAUAGCCUUCAAUAUCCAAAGAAAAUGGCCUUUCGUCGCCCAAGAAAUUAAAAAAUGCCAU